Messenger RNA from Podarcis muralis (Common wall lizard), 978 nucleotides. NCBI's taxonomy places the organism in Eukaryota, Metazoa, Chordata, Lepidosauria, Squamata, Lacertidae. The record is from RefSeq and is a predicted model, not a curated record.
AUGCCUACUUUAUCAUCUGAAUUGUUUUGCUUCAUUCUUCUGGUGGUUGUGACCCUCACAGGAUUGGCAGGAAAUGGAUUUAUUGCUAUCGUUAACUGCAUUGACUGGAUUCGAAGCAGAAAACUAUCCCCAGCUGACAUGAUCCUGAGUUGUCUUAGUUUGUUCAGAUUUGCAUUUCUUGCUGUUGUGAUACAGACUGCAAUUCUUAUCCUCUUUUUCAAGGACACUCUUCAGAAGAGGGACCUAAGCACUGUAUACAAUGCCUCGUGGUUUUUUGUUAAUACUACUGAACUUUGGUUUGCCGCUUGGCUCAGUGUCUUGUACUGUGUAAAAAUUGCGAACUUCUCCCACCCUCUCUUCCUGGAAAUGAAGCGGAGAUUCCCUGGGUUGGUGCCUUGGCUGCUUCUGGAGACAGUGGUCUCCUCUGCAAUCAUCUCCACCAUCAAGGCAAUAAUGGGCAGUAGACUCUUGUCUGAAUGCAAGACAAUUGAACCACUUCUAAGCAAUAACACUGACUCGGGAAUGAAGACAUCUGACUUUUCGAGGGAUGUCAGCACAGAAGUUCACCUGAAUGCCAUCAAAGCUCUGGCUUCUUUCUGCAUUCUCUACGGAUCUAACUUUUUUGUGGGAAUUUUGGAAGCUGUCCUGGCCUGGAUGGACACUGUGGACCUUUGGGUAAAAAUAUUUUUUUAUAAUCUGAUUGCUGCAUGUUCCUCUGGCCAUGCCAUUAUCCUGAUCUUCAUGAAUCCCAAACAAAAAAAGGAAUCGAUUAACCUGGUCCCGGGGGCCAAGCUGCCGGUGGGGAAGCUGUAUUCCAUGUUGGAUCAAGAGAUGCGGGAGUUGAAAGACUUUAUUGACAAAAACUUAAAAAGGGGGUUCAUCAGGGAAUCCAAAGCUGUGGGUGGCAGCCCGGUGUUCUUUGUGGACAAGAAAGCGACGAGUGGCUGGUCGUGGAUUUCUGGGCCCUCAACUCCUUGA